Messenger RNA from Gymnodraco acuticeps, 1574 nucleotides. Its product is annotated as keratin, type I cytoskeletal 13-like. Lineage: Eukaryota; Metazoa; Chordata; Actinopteri; Perciformes; Bathydraconidae. Bases 12 to 1451 code for a protein of 479 amino acids. The record is from RefSeq and is a predicted model, not a curated record. The transcript is spliced from 7 exons. Gene Ontology annotation, molecular function: structural molecule activity.
CCUUCAUCAUCAUGGCCCUGAUGUACUCCAACCGCAACUCCAUUGGCAGCGGCAGCAUGAGCGGUGGCGGCUACGGUGGCUUCGGCAUGGGGCGAGCAUCCACAGGAGGCAUGAGCUCCUUCAGCGUGGCGGGAGGAGCAGGAGGUGGGGGUACUCGGGUCUCCCGGUCUAGCAUGAGCUACUCUGCAGGCGGCGGUGGCGGCGGUGGCGGCGGUGGCGGCGGUGGCGGCUUCGGCUACGGUAGUGGUGCUGGUGGAGGCGGUGGAGCUUUCUCUUUUGGUAGUGGCGGUGGUGGUGGAGGCGGUGGAGCCUUUGCUUUUGGAGGUGGAGGUGGUGGCGGCGGUGGUGGAGAUGUCAGCUUCCUCGGCAACGAGAAGGCCACCAUGAACAACCUCAACGACCGCCUGGCCACAUACCUGGCCAAGGUGGCGGCGCUGGAGAAGGCCAACGGAGAGCUGGAGCUGAAGAUCAGACAGUUUGUGGAGAACAAGGUCGGCCCUAGCACCCGAGACUACAACCCCUUCUACGUCACCAUCGCAGAGCUGCAGGGCAAGAUCCAGGAAGCCCUCCUGGUUAAAGGCACGGUCCUCCUGAGCAUCGACAACGCCCAACUGGCUCAGGAUGACUUCAGAAUGAAGUAUGAGAACGAGCUGGUCAUGCGUCAGUCUGUGGAGGCGGACAUCGCCGGGCUGAAGAUGGUGAAGGUUGAACUCAGCGGCGCCAUGACGGACCUGAGCAUGCAGCUGGACACUCUGAAAGAAGAGCUGGUGUCCAUGAAGAGUAACCACGAGGAGGACCUGAUGGCGAUGCGUGGCCAUAUGAGCGGCCAGGUGAACGUGGAGGUGGACGCCGGUCCGCAGGAGGAUCUGAACAAAGCGCUGGAAGAGAUGCGGGACCAGUACGAGGCCAUCAACGCCAAAACCACGCGUGAUCUGGAGAGCUGGUACGCUACCAAGUCGGAGGCUAUCGCCAAGGAGGAGGAGAUCACAAUCAUGAGCAUGCAGACCACCAGCACAGAGGUGAAAGAGACCAAGAGUUCGUUCCAGGCUCUGGAGAUCCAGCUGCAGUCUCAGAUGAGCAUGAAAGCCUCCCUUGAAUCGCAGCUGGCUGAUAUCCAGAACCGCUACUCCAUGCAGAUGAGCAUGUUCCAGAACCAGGUGAGCAGCAUGGAGGAGCAGCUCAUGCAGCUCAGGGCUGACCUGGAGAGACAGGGACAGGAGUACCAGAUGCUGCUGGACAUCAAGACCCGCCUGGAGAUGGAGAUCGCCGAGUACAGGAGGCUGCUGGACGGAGAGACCGCCGGGUCCGCCGCUAUUUCCUCCUCCGCUCUCUCCUCCUCUCUCUCCUCCUCUCUCUCCUCCUCCUCCGCUCUCUCCUCCUCCUCCUCGAACACUUCGAACACCACGACCACCACCGUCAUCACAAAAGUCAUCGAGGAGAUAAUUGAAUAGUGAUGAAGAGUUUCUCCUUCCUCUUCAUCAGCCGCAGCUCCAUCCUGACGACAAUCCAGCUUGUGUUCAUGUGAUGGAACAUCUUUACUCUGCUUCCACAAAUAAAACUAAAGAUAAUUCAGA